CGUCUGUUAAACAAGACUGUUGCGACAGAUCAUGGAAUCAAAACUUCAAAGAGUAUGCUACUGCAAGCUGUUGAGCAGCGUUUCAGUCACAUCUCGACAGAGUCCGUGUGCUUUCUGGCCACAGUGUUGGACCCCAGAUAUAAAGACUGCUUUUUUGACCAAGCAACAAAGAAGGAAGCAAUGGAAGUCUUAACGGCCAAAAUGAGAUCACAGACAGAAAAUGAGCCAGAGGAAGAGCCACAUGAGAAGAGAACCAGGACAGAUGACAACAACAACAAUACUUCCCUGCAGAAAAUGUAUGAAGAAAUCCUUCACGAAAAUGCCACAAACGAGCUGAACCACAGCCAAGCUGAUCAGCAGAUUCAAGCCUAUCUCUCAGAGCCCACAAUUCCUCGAUCCGAGAGCCCCUUGGACUACUGGAGAAGCAACAAAAUCCGGUUCCCACAACUUGCCCUCCUCGCACGGAAGUAUCUGUCCUCUCCUUGUACAAGUGUGGACAGUGAACGUUUAUUUUCUGCUGCUGCAAAUGUUAUUGAUGAAAAACGAAACAGACUUGGAUGUGAGAAAGCAGAGAUGCUUCUCUUUGUUAAGAAAAAUCUCCCACUGGUGCCCUCCCCCAGAAUAUAGAAAAUAUAAUGCAGAUAAUUUGACAGUGACAAGUUUGGGGGGAGGUUAGGAUAGGAAAUGUUGAGAAGAGAAAAAUCUUUGAAGUUGAAGUUUUGAAGAAUUUAAGCAUUUUAUUUUUGAAACAGAUUUAAAUAUUUACGUCCCUAAGGGAUGUACGUUUUGUUAAAAUUAAGAGGCACAUUUUAUGCUUAUUGUUGUUAGAACUUUUGCUAUACGUUUUAUGAUGGCAUAUGACCACAUGUAAUGACAUGAAACAGUGACAAGAUUGGGGAGUGGUUAGCAAAGGACAUGUUAAGAGGAAAUCAUUUAACUUUUAAGUUGAAGUUGUAAGCAUUUUUUUUUAUCUAAAUGA
Cyprinodon tularosa is the source of this 979-nucleotide messenger RNA. Its product is annotated as E3 SUMO-protein ligase ZBED1-like. Lineage: Eukaryota; Metazoa; Chordata; Actinopteri; Cyprinodontiformes; Cyprinodontidae. The coding region runs from base 55 to 627 and encodes 190 amino acids. Gene Ontology annotation, molecular function: protein dimerization activity. The record is from RefSeq and is a predicted model, not a curated record. The transcript is spliced from 2 exons.